CGUGGCACGACCCUGCUUCAGUGUGGACCAACCCUGGAGCCACUUGGGGAUACUAAGCGAACCACGUGGAGGAUCCAACACAACGAGGAGCUCUCCCACUGUAGCCAUGUCACAAGUGCUGGAGUUUGAGCGCUGUGAUCUUGACAUCAAGAGCAACAAGCGGAGCCACCACACCGAGCAGAAUGGAGAGGAUCGCUUGAUCGUGAGAAGGGGUCAGCCCUUUAGCCUCGUACUGCAUCUCAAGGCCGGCAGUCCAGAGUUUAACCCUGAGGAAACAAGCUUUACCCUCAUUGUUGAAACAGGUACCUUGCUCGGUAAGGAAUCAGACACAAAAGUCUCCUUUGGUCUGAAGGACUCCACAGAUGACAAAGAAUGGAGCGCAUCUGCUUCUAAGGCCCCUGGAAACACUGUAGCUCUCAAUAUCAGUUCCUCCCCAGAGGCCCCCAUCGGGUUGUACUCUCUGAGCCUUCUUCAGCAGGGACAGAGCACCAGCCUUGGGGCGUUUGUCUUGCUCUUCAACGCCUGGUGCCCCAGAGAUGCUGUUUAUAUGAGAAGUGAAACCAAGCGGCAGGAGUACGUUCUGUCCCAGCACGGCCUCCUCUAUCGGGGCUCAGCCACACGCAUCCACCACAAACCAUGGAACUUCAGCCAGUUUGAGCCUGGCAUUCUGGACAUCUGCCUGAAGAUCUUGGAUGAGGGUCUCAACGUUGUGUCCGACACUGACCAAGACUGCUCUGAGAGACGAAGCCCUGUGUAUAUCACCAGAGUGCUGAGCGCCAUGAUCAACAGUAACGACAACGAGGGUGUUCUGGUGGGAGAGUGGGCGGAGUUCGAGGACGGAGUGCACCCGUCCACCUGGAUAGGGAGUGGGGACAUCCUGCGGCAGUGGGCCGACAGCGGGCCCGUCUGCUACGGCCAGUGCUGGGUCUUCGCUGCUGUGGAUUGUACAGUGUCCCGUGCGCUGGGCAUCCCCUGCCGAGUUGUCACCAACUUCAGUUCCGCUCACGACGGCAACGGCAACCUGCUGAUUGAGAAAAUGUAUGAUGAGGACGGCGAGAGGCUUGAAGACCCAGACUCGGUGUGGAACUUCCAUGUGUGGGUGGAGAGCUGGAUGGCUCGGCCUGACCUGGAACAAGCUGGGUUUGAUGGAUGGCAAGUCAGCGAUGCCACACCACAAGAGACGAGCGAAGGUGUGUUCUGCUGUGGGCCAGUUCCAGUCAGCGCUAUCAGGGAAGGGGAGCUGACCAAGAAGUUUGACGCUCCCUUUGUUUUUGCCGAGGUUAAUGCCGACGUCGUUGAAUAUGUCAAACUGUCAACCGGGGACUUCGUCAAGUUCAGCGGCUCGACAGAUUCCAUUGGUCAAAACAUCAGCACCAAGGCCGUGGGCAGGGACAAGAGGCGGGACAUCACCCAUCACUACAAGUACCCUGAAGGGUCUGAGGAAGAGCGGCGUGUCUUCGAGAAGGCCCAACACCGCAACAAGCUGCAGAAAAAGGGCAAGGAGCCAGGGCUUCGCAUAAAGAUUAAGCUGGCUAAAAACAUGGUGGUGGGCUCAGACUUUGAGGUGUACGCGGUUCUCGCCAACAACUGCAUGGUGGCCAAGAGCUGCAGCUUCAUGCUGUAUGCGCGGGCUGUGCGCUACAACAGUACCAGGGGCGCAAGCUGUGGGUUCAUCUCUGACACGGUGACCGUGACGCCGGGGGAAGAAAAACUCCUCUUCCUAAAGUUGAAGUAUUCAGACUAUGGGAAGGUGAUCAGCCCUGACCGGAUGAUACAGCUGACGGCCUUCGUCAACGACAAGGAAAACAGGGAGUACCACAAGGCAGAGAAGCUCAUUGUGCUGGACGAACCAGACCUGGAGGUCAAGCUUACUGGAGAAGCCAGAGUGGGUCAGCCCUUAACAGCUGAGCUCUGCCUGCUGAACCCUCUGCCAGAGGCCCUGCAGGACUGCAGCUUCACACUAGAGGGAGUGGGCCUGACUCAGGAGAAGCCCAUCACAAUAAAGCUGGGGACCGUGGCUUCAAAGCAGGAAGCCAAGGCUAGUGUCCAGCUGUCACCCAGGGAGGCGGGCUUCACUGUGCUUCUGGUGGACUUCGACAGCGACAAGUUAAAGAACAUAAAGAACUUCAUCCCCAUGGUGGUGAUGAGUGAUGCCCUCUCACCCUCUCUCAAUACUAUUGCAAUGACAUAGAGCAGUAAAUAUAAAACUCUCACUUCGCCAAUUUAAGCUAACCAAAACUCACGCUACUUGCCUUGAAUCAUAGCUUAUUCUAUUAAAGUUGAUGGUUUUAUGAAGUCCUUCAGCAGUUUUAACGCACUUCUGUGCUAUUAUUUAUGUAGUAUUGAUUGGCAAUUAAUAAUUUUACUGUCAAAAUAAAUGGUCUAACAUCCACUAUAAA
This is a messenger RNA of Gadus morhua (Atlantic cod), 2399 nucleotides long. RefSeq names its product transglutaminase 2, C polypeptide A (gene tgm2a). The record is from RefSeq and is a predicted model, not a curated record. NCBI's taxonomy places the organism in Eukaryota, Metazoa, Chordata, Actinopteri, Gadiformes, Gadidae. Bases 107 to 2191 code for a protein of 694 amino acids. Gene Ontology annotation, molecular function: protein-glutamine gamma-glutamyltransferase activity. Gene Ontology annotation, cellular component: mitochondrion. Gene Ontology annotation, biological process: peptide cross-linking. The transcript is spliced from 15 exons.